Rotaria socialis is the source of this 2001-nucleotide messenger RNA. The record is from the annotation of a GenBank genome assembly. Lineage: Eukaryota; Metazoa; Rotifera; Eurotatoria; Philodinida; Philodinidae.
AUGCUUCAUUUUGUAUUAGUUCUAAUUGCAAUCGCUGGUUCAUUUAGCGAUGGAGCCAAUACGAAUCAAUGCACACCUAUUUCAACACAAAAGGAUACAUCAACAAUUUUGCUUCAAAUUCGUCAAGAAAUGAAAAAGGAAGGUAUCGGUUUGUAUGUUAUAUUUCCCGAUGACGAACAUGGAAGUGAAUAUACACAACCCUAUGAUAAACGUCGUGAUUGGUUGACAGGAUUUCGUGGUUCAGCAGGAACAGCAGUCGUUUCUGAGCGGGCAGCAGCACUAUGGACAGAUAGUCGAUAUUUUACUCAAGCCGAAGAACAACUUGACUGUGCCAAUUGGCUUCUAAUGAGAGAUAGAAAUUCGGGUGUACCCACUAUUAUUGAUUGGAUAGUUUCAGAACUAAAUCAAACGGCAUGGCAACCAGGUACCACAGCGGCUUUCACAAGCACAUCAUGGUGGACAUCAACCAAUAGUGCACUGAAAAUCAUAGGAAAGGAGCUUCGUUCCGUUGAUGAUCUAGUUAGUCGUAUUUGGCCAAGCAAUGAACGACCAAAACAAUUACAGGGACCAAUUGUUACUCAUGAUAUUGAAUAUGCAGGAGAAACAGUUGCUCAAAAAUUGAAUCGUACGACAGUUGAAAUGAAACGACUUGGUGCAACAACAGCUGUUAUUAGUGCACUUGAUGAAACUGCAUGGCUAUUCAAUUUACGUGGUAGCGAUAUUCCAUUUAAUCCAUUUUUUAAAUCAUAUGCCAUAAUACAUGCCGACUAUCAAGUUAAUCAACCUGAAUUAUUUGUCAAUUUGGCACAACUCAGUGCUAGUCAAUAUCCUCCAGGAGUUAAUGUAUUCGAUUAUUCUACAUUUUGGUCACGAUUAAAUCAAACCGGUACCAAUGUGGGUAUUAAUAGAAUUAUGGCAAAUACUAAAGUAUCACAAGCUAUAUUAAAUUUGAUACCUGCAAAGAAACUAUUACUACCAUUAUCAAAUUCACCCGUGCAACGUAUAAAAGCAAGAAAAAAUGCAAAAGAACGAAAAGGUAUGCAAGAUUGUCAAUUACGUGAUGCUGUUGCACGUAUGAAACAUCUCGGAUGGCUUGAAAAACAAUUAAAUGAAGGCAAAUCUAUUAAUGAAACUCAGUCAUCUGAUCAAUUAGUUGUUUAUCAAAAACAACAGGAUAGAUUUCAAUUUCCAAGUUUUAGGGCUAUUACAGCAUCAGGUGAUCGAGCAGCUGUAGUUCAUUAUUCUGCAGCACCAGAAACUGCUCAGCUUAUUACUAAAAAUAAAGUUUAUUUACUCGAUGCUGGUAGUCAAUAUCUUGAUUGCACAACAGAUAUAACACGAACACAUCAUUUUGGUGUACCAAAAGAUUUAGAAAAACGUGCUUAUACACGUGUAUUACAAGGUGUCAUCGACAUUGCAGAAGCUGUUUUCCCUACUGGAAUGUAUGGUCGAUCACUUGAUCAUCUCGGUCGUAUGAGUUUGUACAGAGAUGGCAUGACAUUUGGACAUGGAGUAGGCCAUGGUAUUGGUCAUUUUUUGAGUGUACACGAAGGUCCUCAACGAAUUGCAUCUCCCUAUAGUGCAUUGGAAGAACCACUAGCUGAUGGAGUAUUCCUUUCCGAUGAACCUGGCUUUUAUAAGCCCGGCGAUUUUGGUAUUCGUAUAGAAAAUGAUAUGGAAGUUGUGUUAGCAAACAAGAGUUCAUAUGAGAAUAGACAAUAUCUACGUUUUAAUACAAUUACACUUCUACCAUACGAACGUUCGUUGAUUGAUGCUUCGUUACUAACAAAUGCACAGUUAAAUACUAUCAAUCAAUAUCAUGCAAAGGUGCGAGACAUCUUGGAACCUUUACUUCAAGGCGAUGAAGCAGCUUUAAAUGCACUUCGCACUCGUACGGCAAGCAUAGACUCUAUACCAACAAUACCGAGCUUAGCAUAUAUCAGUAUUGGCGGCUCGUCAUCUCUAAUAACAUUCAUUUUGUUUUUGAGAAUUUUAUUUUAA